AUUUGGAACGAAAAAACAGUCAUUCAAUAUUCCAUUUUGAUUUAUAAGGUAUUUACGCACGAUUUUCAGGUGUGAAAACUGGAAAAUGUGAGGGAUAUGCUGUUGCUGCGUUCCAUAUUCGUUUGCUCUAUCAAUUAUUUACCUUCAAGGCGUUGCUGGCAAAACUAUUUCAACAUCGAGUGUGUUUUAUUGAAUUGAAAAAUAAAACGGCACACCUCGCACCGUGACGUUAAAUGGCUGAAUCAAAUCGUGAACCAAUGUCUAUGGAGGCAUUUCGAGCAAAGAAAGGUACCUUUUGUAUUGACAGUCAUCUUGAAAGGUUUUCAAUUCCUUGUGGUAAACUUUGUGCGUUUUGUUUUUCAUUGUAGCCUCGUCUCCUACCGCCGAUAAGUCAGCAGCCAAUUCGAGUAAAUCUGCAAACUCAUCAUCAACUGUCUCUAGUUCGAUGAACUCGGCACAAUCUAGGCCGGCCAGUGCAAGCAGGACAAAUUCAGCGAGACUGUCUGCUUCUGCUGAGAAUUUGUCAGGAGAUAGAUACGGUCCCGCGCCUGAUCCGCGACAAAGCAAGGUCAAGCUUUUGCGAGAAAAGCAAGCUGAAGAGAGGAGGAGAAAGAACGAAGAACGUAGGUUGGCGUUCGAAGAAAGAAGGCGAAAAAAAGAGGAUGAGGAGAAAGAAAGGUGGACAACACUUAAACAACAGGUGGACAAACAUAGUGUUCCUAAAUCAAAUAGUUCAGCUUUAAAGCCAGGCUCUGGUAGAAAACUCCCAAAUGUACCUACAGAAGUUAUUGCUAAGCGACCAGGCAGUGCUGUUCAAGCGCCUUCGCGACCAUCUUCGUUGCCAAAGCCUUUAACGAGACCCUCCAGUGCUAAUCCUGCUAAAAGCCCCAAUCGAAGUAGCGCUGGGAGUUUAUCAGGAGGUUCUACCCCCAAAGAAUCUCCUGCGUCAAUCCCCAACUUACAACCUAAACCAUCCUUAGGGGCUGGUAGGUCAGUAUCUGCAAGUAAUUUAGACACCAGUACUGUAGCAAAUCGUCGAGCUAGUGGCGGGCCUUUGCAGGCAAGGCCAUCAUCUGGUACAAAGACCAGACCACGAACAUCCUCGAACACUUCAGCUCAGACACUGGACAAGUCUAAGACAAGAAAUAGUGUCAGCCAUGAAUCACUGUUACCUCCUGGUGGAAAAUUAACAAAAUCACACUCUACCAGCUCGAUACAAAAUGUUGGAAAGCAUAAAAGUACAGCAGAAAAAAGCCAUAAAACUGAAACAAAACCAAAAGCUGGAGUUACUGAUGAGGCCACUGCCAAACAGGCACUGGCAGAACGAAGAAAAAAGGCUAGAGAAGAGGCCGAGAGACAGGCUGCUUUGGAUAAAGAGCGACAAGAGGCGGAGAGAUUAAAAAGGGAAGAAGAAGAAAGAAUACGAGCUGAAGAGGAAGCCAGGGAAGAAGCAAGGAUGCGGGAACUUGCGGAAUUGCUUCAAAAGCAGGAAGAAGAGCGUCUACAGGCAGCAGAAGAGGAAAGGAAGAGAAAAGAGCAAGAAGAGGUUGAGAGAACUGCUGCUGAAAAGAAACGUAAAGAGGAGGAAGAACAGAAAGCAAGAGAUGAGGCAGAAAGGAGGGCUCAAGAGGAUGAAGAAAGGCGUAAACAAGAAGAAGCUGCAAGGUUGGAGAGGAAGAGGGUGAGAAUUUACGUAUAUUUGUACAUUUGACACUUGACAGCACAACAUGUAGUGAAUAUUCUUCACAAACUCAGGAUUCUCAUAAAGUUUUAAAGACAGCUACAAUCCUGGGCAAAAGUCUGUGGGACAGUAAUGCAGUAUUCGUGGUUUUCUGUAAUUUCUAGGUGCCCUCAUAAAAAAGUGCAACCUUUUUGAAAAUAUCUUGCAGUUUUUCCUCCCCCCAACCUAUACAAAGUUGAAACUUAGGAAAAAUUCUGGAAACACGCGUUCGACCUUGUUUGUGGGCUGGGAAGGGGGAGGGGUUGGGCAUGUGUGAGUUAAAGAAAGCCCCACAAAUGCAAAUGAGUCCCAAGAUUUUGGGAUCACUAUACUUUUCUGGGAAACUGCCCACCUACCCCUCCCCUAAACCAACAUUAACACUUACUUCUCACUUAAGGCAAAAUGUGGGCUUAGGGGAGGCAUAGGUGCACAGUUUCCCAGAAAUGUAUAAUGAUCUGACUUUUGUCCAUCACUUGGAAAAUGUGCUCUUUGGAAUUUUGACGGAAAAUGCUUGCCCUUUACUUCAAUUGCUGAACUAUUUUAUAAUUAUUGGAAAACUCUAUUUGUGGGACUGCAGGAGCAAACAAAUCCUUCCAAACAUUUGUGGAUUUAAAGCCAAGAUCAUUGCUAAAUAUGAAACAGAAGAAAAAAUCAGCAACAAAGAAUUCUUUAAAAGAAAGUGGAUACUGACGCCUUAUUUAAGUUAACUGUAUUACCUCCGUAUUAUUUCAUUGCCCUGUUGUACUUUUUUUACAAUUUCUUUUAGCCCUGUAACACCUCCUGUAAUAAUUUGACAAUUUUUUUUUUUUGUGUGUGUGUGUGUGUGUGUGUGUUUUGUAAAUGUAAUUAUUUAAUGUGAUUAUCAAUAAACAUUAAAAAAAAAAAAAAAAAAAAAUUUAGGCAGCUUGACAAUCAAGUGCUGUAGGCAAUUUGAGGCUUUCACUUCCUCACUUUACCCAUUUUCCCGCAAAAGUAGAUGGCUUGGACCUCAAAGUAGUCGGUUGCUGGCACUUAACAAGAACCCUGCAAACUUAUGAGUCAAGAGCCUACACGCAGUGCUAUAGUCCCACAUGUAACUUUCUGAGUGAAAACUGAUACUAGCAGAGAGAUAAAAAUUUCUAAUGUGUAUGCUGUUGUUCAACUUUAUAGACACUAACCCUUUAUAUCUUAAGGUAAUCUACAAUAAGCACUAGUGGGUCAGCUCUAUUUAGAGAUAUAUUGUGUAGUACACUGAAAUGUAAAUACAUGCAAAUCACACCUCUUUCUAUACAAAUAUUUCAGCGAGUGGAGCAAAUUAUGAGCAGAACAAGACAAACAGCAAGCCCAACAACCACUGAGGUGGGUAACUUUUUUCAUCUUCCUACAAGAAAUUGUAGCUUCCAGAUACAGUUCCACUCAAAAGUAAAUUGCAACCCUUUGCAUGUUGCCAAUUGCAUCAUGUGCUAUGCAAUUCUUGUCAUGCACCAGCGCAGGAUGAAAUAGAUUCCUGUGGCUUAACAUACCUUUAGUGUCCCAAUUUGGAAAAUAAUUAUGUCAUUGACAUCAGUCAUUGAUUAAUUAAUUCUAGGACAAAUUUCAUCAGGCAAAGGCAGCAACAUGACAGCUCAGCUGUCAUGGUGUUGCAGGGCUUGAGAAAAUAGCUAAUGAUUUGGUCAUGGUAAGCACCCUUACUGCACAUGCUACGUUUAAAUCUGAGUAAACAUUCAGACUUAACUUGUUUCUUUUUUUGUUGUACAGGAGGCAAAGGAACUUGAUCCGGAUGACACCAAGCGUAAAGUGAACGAAAUCCUUCAGAAGGUGAAAGGCAGUCAGGGUUCAUCAAGUCAUAAUAUUGCAGAUAAUGAUGGGCUAGAGGAAGAGCAAGGGAAUAAUAACGAAUCCAAACCUUCGGAAGAAGUGAAACUUGAAUCAGAAAUUACCAGUUUAAAUACUCAGCAUGAGAACAGCUUUGCUCCCAUUGAUACAGAUUUAAAUGGAGUAGAUUCUUCUGAACUGCCUAGUUCUGAGAAUAAAUCAUCAACAGAGCAAACUUCAGAGUUACAUGUAGUACCUCCUUUAAUAACUUUACAGCCUGACUCAACUUUCACUCCAAUUGGAUCUACAAACAGUGAACAUGAAAACGAAGCUGUUUUAUUUCAGUAUAAAGAAGACUCAUCGGUGACGUUGAAUAAAGAGAACCACAGUGUAAAUGGAACAGAUCAAAUUGUGGAAACUGAAAACUUGACAAAUGCUGAAGCUACUGUGGUAAGAAUAUCAUCAUCUUUAUAUCCUUUAUUGUUCACUUGCAGGCUUAUCAUCCUUUGGUUGUUUUGAUUACAUUUGCUGCGUAUUAGGUAGCUUAAGCAGCAACGACAGCGAUGGCAAUGAGAACUGCAAUGAAAGCAAUAGGUUUAGAUUAGCAAAAUGACAACUUUGCACAUGCAUCACGCUUUUUGGUACAUUCCUUUGCCGCCACUGCAUGCCUACAACAUGAAACUGCCAAAUCUCACAUUUUGUGAAGGACGUGAAUGCAAGACAAUGACUUUCUUUUUCUUUUCCUCAUCUUCAAUGCAGUCUUUCAGAAUUCAAUUGCAGAAAAAUUUGCCAACAUUGACAAACUGAAUGAAAUGGAAUAAGUGCAGUAAGGUUUGAAGCAGCAUAUUCAUUUUUCAAGUGACAUUUUCAUUGCUAUAUCCGUCUUUUUUGCCUAAGCGCCCCAUUAAUGUACGGCUACUUCGGCUGAGUUUUUGGUGAUGUGAUGUUCUGUGAAGUGCAUGCCUACUGGAUAUUAAUUUGUAUACUAAAAGAGAAGGUCAAGCUUCAAGUUUUUAAAACUGCCUCUCAAAACAUUAACCCAUUUCCCGGCUGAACAGCUUGUAGCCACUUAUGUGAAUCCAAGGACAACUUUGUCAUCUUACUUGUGACGGGGGGAAGAGGUCUUUGAAACCAUAUCAGAAUGAGCACAAUUCUACCAAAGAGACAGGAGAAAAAUGGGAAAAACCAUGAAAAGUUGACCCUAAUCUUGUUCCACUACCCAACUGCACUUUCUUCCAUCUAAUCCUUCAAUCCUUAAGGCUUUCCCAAAAGCUUUUCUUAAUAAAAUGAAGCCUAGUAAAUGCCCAAGAAAAGGAAAAGAAAACAGAUUGAGAAAAGUGUAAGAAGAGGGGAGGUGAGAAAGCAGGGGAGGAGUUGAAGUCAAGAUUGCUGUAUCACCUUUCAAUAAGAGGACAGACACACAAAAAACUGGCGUCAAUUUGUUAAGCACUCGUACAGUCCAUUUAAGUUCUUUAUUUUAUAGUCACAUGGUAGCCAUGUCAUUGGCAGCAAAAUGUAACUAUUGUGGUUUAUUUUUAUACUGGGUUUGAAUUUUUUUUCCUAUUGUUCUUUGGUACAGUUAUGUAAGAUAAUGAGUUGGAAACAAUGGAAAAUAAAUGUGAAGCCACAUCUUUUAUCAUGACCUUAGUUCCCUUUUUGAUUAUUCUCUUUUACCAACAAGAGGCAUUCUCCUGAAACUGAUCGAGAUGCUGUGCCAGAUAAUUCAGCAAGUGUGAACAACCAAAACUUUCCUAGUGAAGUGGAUGAAGAGAUGUUGUGGUUGAAGAUAGAGGCCACAAUGAAAGCAAGAGAGUCGUAUGCUAUUGAGGCUCUGGAGAAUCUGGGAAUAGUCGCUGAAGGUGAUGAUGAUGACGAGAGUGAGGAGGGGCAACUGUGGAAUGUGGUAGAAGGAAAGACACAUCUUGCUGAGGUAGUGUAA
Molecule: messenger RNA, 5453 nt
Organism: Porites lobata
Lineage: Eukaryota; Metazoa; Cnidaria; Anthozoa; Scleractinia; Poritidae
Source: the annotation of a GenBank genome assembly